UUAAGGUAAUUUUGGGUUCAUUGAGGUUAGCUCAUUUUACUUGUUUUGGAAAGUCUUGACAAGCAACAUUUUCUUGUUCUAUUGGCAGAUAAUUUUGCUUAGUUCAAAUAAAAUACCCCUCAUUUUUGUAUUUUUUUUUCUUGUUUUUGAACACUGACUUUUUGCAGUGUGCCCUCGCCGCUCGACCUAUUAAUGGCACUGUCGGCACGGCUCACAACAUCCUCGCACACGACAUGCUGCUCUGCUUCCGUUCACGACCAUCGAAGGCGGUUCCCCUAUGUUUGUGACGGGCUCCUGCCGUGAAGAGUGGCCGGUGAAAGGACGGAGAACAGGCGGCGUGGGGAACCGCAGGGCUCGGCUCGGCUGGCUGCUGUUAGCCGCGGAGAAGCUAGCAGCGCCGCCAUCAUCUCCUCUCCUCUUCCCACGUCGCCCGCUGACAAGCCCGAGGAUGGAUGGAAGCCUGAAGGCUGGAUCUAGCCCGCCAUCUGCCGCCCUCUGAGCAAUUUUGUUUGACUGAACUGGGAGAAAAAGAGGAAGAUGCCUCCCAGGCCGUCCUCAGGGGAAUUAUGGGGCAUCCACCUAAUGCCUCCAAGGAUCCUGGUGGAUUGCCUAUUGCCCAAUGGGAUGAUUCUGACCCUGGAGUGCCUCCGUGAGGCUACGCUCAUUACCAUCAAGCAUGAGCUGUUUAAAGAGGCCAGAAAGUACCCACUCCACCACCUUUUGCAGGAGGAGACCUCCUACAUCUUUGUCAGUGUUACUCAGGAAGCUGAGCGGGAGGAGUUUUUUGACGAGACUCGAAGGUUGUGUGACCUUAGACUUUUUCAGCCCUUCCUUAAGGUCAUUGAACCAGUUGGCAACAGAGAGGAAAAGAUCCUGAACAGAGAGAUUGGUUUUGCCAUUGGUAUGCCGGUGUGCGAGUUUGACCUGGUGAAGGACCCCGAAGUUCAAGACUUUAGGAGAAACAUUCUGAAUGUGUGUAAGGACUCUGUGGAGCUGAGAGAUGCCACCGGGCCCCACAGCCGAGCCCUCUAUGUUUAUCCACCCAAUGUAGAAUCCACACAGGAACUACCAAAACACAUUUACAGCAAACUGGACAAAGGUCAAAUUAUUGUUGUAAUUUGGGUUAUUGUGUCUCCAAAUAACGACAAACAAAAGUAUACGUUGAAGAUCAACCAUGACUGCGUGCCCGAGCAGGUGAUUGCAGAGGCCAUUCGUAAGAAGACGCGCAGCAUGCUGCUUUCCCCCGAACAACUAAAGAUGUGUGUUCAGGAAUAUCAGGGUAAAUACAUACUCAAAGUUUGUGGCUGCGAUGAGUACCUACUGGAAAAGUACCCUAUCAGCCAAUAUAAGUACAUCCGUAGUUGUAUCAUGCUGGGCAGGAUGCCUAACCUGAUGCUCAUGGCUAAGGACAGCCUCUACACCCAGUUGCCUCCUGAUAACUUUGUCAUGCCGUCAUACUCACGCCGCAUCUCCACGGCAACAUCAUAUAUGAAUGGUGAGGCAGCUGCCAAGUCGCUGUGGACAAUCAAUGGAACACUCCGAAUACGGAUCCUCUGUGCCACCUACGUUAACGUCAAUAUAAGGGACAUAGACAAGAUUUAUGUGAGAACAGGCAUUUACCAUGGAGGAGAACAGAUGUGUGACAAUGUGAACACACAGAGAGUGCCCUGCUCCAACCCCAGAUGGAAUGAGUGGCUGACCUAUGACAUGUACAUCCCGGACAUUCCCCGUGCUGCCAGACUUUGCCUCUCCAUUUGCUCAGUCAAAGGCAGGAAAGGAGCCAAAGAGGAGCACUGUCCUUUGGCCUGGGGAAAUGUCAACUUGUUUGACUACACCCACACUUUGGUGGCGAACAAGAUGGCACUGAACCUCUGGCCUGUUCCUCAUGGCCUGGAAGAUCUCCUUAAUCCCAUUGGUGUCACAGGCUCCAACCCCAAUAAGGAAACACCAUGUCUGGAGCUGGAAUUUGACCAUUUCAGUAGUCAGGUCAAAUACCCAGAUAUGAACGCUGUUGAGGAUCAUGCUAACUGGACAAUCUCAAGAGAAUUGGGGUUUAACUACAACUUCUCUGGUCAGAGCAAUCGUGUGGCAAGAGAUCACGCCCUGACCGACGGUGACACGGAUCAAAUGAGACAGCUGAGUAACAGAGACCCUCUCUCAGAAAUCACUGAACAAGAAAAAGACUUCCUCUGGAGACACAGGCACUAUUGCAUGAAUAUCCCAGAGAUCCUCCCCAAGAUCCUCCUUGCUGUCAAAUGGAACUCCAGAGAUGACGUAGCACAGAUGUACUGCCUAUUGAAGGAAUGGCCCUCCAUUCGUCCAGAGCAGGCCAUGGAACUGUUGGACUGUAACUACCCGGAUCCCAUGGUCAGACACUUUGCUGUACGCUGCCUGGAUAAAUACCUGACUGAUGACAAAUUGUCUCAGUACCUCAUCCAGCUUGUACAGGUGUUGAAAUAUGAGCAGUACCUUGACAAUCCUCUGGCCCGUUUCCUCCUUAAAAAAGCUUUAACUAAUCAAAGAAUAGGACAUUUUUUCUUUUGGCAUCUUAAGGCUGAGACGCACAACAAAACAGUGAGCCAAAGGUUCGGUCUGCUGUUGGAAGCAUACUGCAGGGCUUGUGGCAUGUAUCUCAAACACCUCAGCAGACAAGUGGAGGCCAUGGAGAAGCUCAUCAACCUCACUGAUAUUCUCAAACAGGAAAAGAAAGAUGAGACGCAAAAGGUCCAGAUGCGGUUCCUUGUGGACCAAAUGAAAAGACCCGAUUACAUGGAUGCGCUACAGAAUUUCACAUCUCCUCUCAACCCUGCGAACCAACUGGGCAGCCUGAGGUUAGAUGAAUGCAGGAUCAUGUCAUCUGCAAAAAGACCAUUGUGGCUCAACUGGGAAAAUCCAGACAUAAUGUCUGAGUUGCUCUUUCAGAACAAUGAGAUUAUCUUCAAAAACGGAGAUGAUCUGCGACAGGAUAUGCUGACUCUACAGAUUAUCAAAAUCAUGGAGAAUAUUUGGCAGAAUCAGGGACUGGACCUACGCAUGCUGCCAUACGGCUGUCUGUCAUUAGGAGACUGUGUGGGACUCAUUGAAGUGGUUCGGAGCUCACACACUAUCAUGCAGAUUCAGUGUAAAGGUGGCUUGAAAGGGGCUUUGCAGUUUAAUUCAAACACUCUGCAUCAGUGGCUCAAAGAUAAGAACAAGGGCGAGAUGUAUGAUAUGGCGGUGGAUCUUUUUACAAGGUCAUGUGCUGGCUACUGCGUAGCUACGUUUAUUCUUGGUAUUGGAGACAGGCACAACAGCAACAUUAUGGUCAAAGACGAUGGACAGUUGUUCCAUAUAGACUUUGGACAUUUCCUGGAUCACAAGAAGAAGAAAUUUGGCUAUAAGAGAGAGCGAGUGCCCUUUGUAUUGACCCAAGACUUCCUCAUUGUCAUCAGUAAGGGUUCUCAGGAGUGUGCCAAAACCAAAGAGUUUGAAAGGUUCCAGGAAAUGUGUUAUAAAGCUUACCUUGCAAUCCGGCAGCAUGCUAACCUGUUCAUCAACCUAUUCUCCAUGAUGCUGGGUUCCGGCAUGCCUGAGUUGCAGUCAUUUGAUGACAUUGCUUACAUUAGGAAGACACUGGGACUGGAAAAAACUGAACAGGAGGCGUUGGACUAUUUUAUGAAACAAAUGAAUGACGCUCACCACGGGGGGUGGACCACUAAGAUGGACUGGAUUUUUCACACUAUCAGACAACACGCACUAAACUGAGCCGCACACCAACGAUUUCCAUUCGCCGCUACAUGGUCCUCUCCUCGCUUGCAGGUUUGACGUGUCACUGAAUUUUUUAGUCAUACCGGUCGGUGUUCUCCAGUGUGUUGUUAUCUGUGUUGGACCCUCAAUAUACUGGAAGUUCCUUCAUCAAGGCUGACAGAAUGCAUUCUUUGUUUUUGUUGAUAGCUCUAGGACAUGGAGAAUGGACAUUGCUCCUUAAAUGUGAGAGUAAUCCAUAAUGUGUGUGUGCGUAUUGUCCUGCUGCAAAAGGAGAGGCUUGCCUGGAAAACUUUUUCUAACCAGUGCCAAAAUGCUGGAUGGCACAAAAAAAUGAUCAAAAUCGGAUAAUCGUGUUUUACUUCAGUAGUGGGACCUGUGUGAUGGCUGCCACUGCACAUUGUUUUUAGUCUUCCGCCAUGUUUGUGGUAUAACAAGCUUAAGCGGGGACACGCCUUUGCCACUUUUAGUAACCUUUUGCAUAUGCAGAGCUUGUCAUUUGCAACUUACCAGUAUCCCCCCCAGCCUUAAAGAGAAAGCACUGCAGGCUCAGCAGCAUUUGUUGGUGGUGCACUCGAGUACUUUUGAACCAACUUUCAGGGUUAUGUUGCGUCCUUAAAAGCCACCAUUUGGAAUUUCUGGAACAAUAUUUAUUAGAACUUUCUGAAGGUUUAUGUAUGUCUUUUUAUUCAUUGUUACUGUGGCAAGCCCUCACUUGCUAUUGUUUGUGUCACUUUCUGUUGCUGGGUUCCAGACAAGUGACAUAGGCAAUUUGUUUACAGUUUUCACUUUGGGGCAAACAUUUCAAUAUAGCCACUGUUUAGUUUUUAUUUUCAAGUUUCUACAGACGUUGACAAAGCAGUCACUGCAAACUUUAGCGUGUUCGGACUCGGCUCCCCCCGAAGAGAGCGACAGGCUCAGCACUGCGAUUCUUUUUUGGUUGUUUUGUGUACUUGUGUUCCCUAUGUGAAGGACUGAUUAAGAAACUCUGUAAUAACGUCUCUAUUGGAAUAAUAUCCACAGACAAAAGCAGCCCAUGUAUUUGGCAAUUUAGCUCUGAAAUUUACUUGAAUACUUACUGUGACUACACUUGUUUGCCCCCCCGAGUCCACAGCAACUGGACGUGAGACAUUCAUAGCGGGCUGUGCAUUUUGUACCGGGGCCUUCAGUUGGGACUUGGAUCAUUUAAUCCACCUUUUAAUACUACUAUCAUGUCGCAGUCUAACAUACCAUUGGUAAUGAACAAAAAUGCAGUAGAACAAAACAAGGCUUUUUUUUUUAUUUAUGGGACUGAUGAUACCAUCAUAACAAAGAAAGGUGGUCAUCCAUCCGAGCCCAGACUUCCCUCUGAGGCGUUCCCAGGCCAGCCGGGAGACAAAGUCUUCCCAACGUGUCCUGGGUCUUCCCCGUGGCCUCCUACCGGUCGGACGUGCCCUAAACACCUCCCUAGGGAGGCGUUCGGGUGGCAUCCUGACCAGAUGCCCGAACCACCUCAUCUGGCUCCUCUCGAUGUGGAGGAGCAGCAGCUUUAGUUUGAGCUCCUCCCGGAGGGCAGAGCUUCUCACCCUAUCUCUAAGGGAGAGCCCCACCACCCGGCGGAGGAAGCUCAUUUCAGCCACUUGUACCCGUGAUCUUGUCCUUUCGGUCAUAACCUAAAGCUCAUGACCAUAGGUGAGGAUGGGAACGUAGAUCGACCAGUAAAUUGAGAGCUUUGCCUUCCGGCUCAGCUCCUUCUUCACCACAAAGGAUCGAUACAGCGUCCGCAUUACUGAAGACGCCGCACUGAUCUGCCUGUCGAUCUCACAAUCCACUCUUCCCUCACUUGUGAACAAGACUCCGAGGUACUUCAACUCCUCCACUUGGGGCAGGGUCUCCUCCCCAACCCGGAGAUGGCACUCCACCCUUUUCCGGACGAGAACCAUGGACUCCGAUUCUCAUCCCAGUCGCUUCACACUCGGCUGCGAACCGAUCCAGUGAGAGCUGAAGAUCCUGGCCAGAUGAAGCCAUCAGGACCACAUCAUCUGCAAAAAGCAGAGGCCUAAUCCUGCAUCCACCAAACCGGAUCCCCUCAACGCCCUGACUGUGCCUAGAAAUUCUGUCCAUAAAAGUUAUGAACAGAAUUGGUGACAAAGGGCAGCCUUGGCGGAGUCCAACCCUCACUGGAAACGGGUCCGAAUUACUGCCGGCAAUGCGGACCAAGCUCUGACACUGAUCAUACAGGGAGCGGACCGCCACAAUCAGACAGUCCGAUACCCCAUACUCUCUGAGCACUCCCCACAGGACUUCCCGAGGGACACGGUCGAAUGCCUUCUCCAAGUCCACAAAGCACAUGUGGCCCUCAAUUACCAAAUUAUACACCUUAAUUAAAAUUAAUUACGAACUAUGUGAGCAUAUAGAAAAUAGCAGAAGUAAGUUCUUACAACAUACUAAUUAAAUAUGAAUUCACACAACUCUUUAAUUUGUCCAUGUUGGGAGUUAAAGGAAAUAUGUGGGUGAGAAGUGAAUUCCACAGGCGCGACGUCCUUGGUAUGUAGAAAGAGUGAUGGAGAUAUGUGUUAGACCUUGGUGCAGUGAGUCUGUAGGGGUGUGCAGUUGCAGAAGAUUGUGUCGUUCGAACAUUAAAGGCCAAUCGGAGGAGAAUUCCAGACAGCUCAAGGGACGGUUUGAGGAAGAUGUGAAUGUAGAAGGUGCAAAGGGAUGCUCCAGUGGAUAAAUACCAACGUUGGUAGGGUCAUCUACUCUUAGGAAGCGAAGGGCUUUCCUCUGUAGCCUGUCCAGAAGUCCAAGUCCAGUGGUACCAUCUCCAGUCCAUAUCGGAAAUGUAUACUCCAUUAAGAGCCUAAUGUAAGCUUUGUAGAUGGUGACUCUUAGGGAUGAAUACAAUGAUUACUUUAUCUUCCAAUACUUUGUUGCUGAUACGCCUGAGUUACAAUUCUGCUUGUAACUAAAAGCAUUACAGUGUGUAACUUUCAAUGCCAAUCACUGGUAGAAACUGCCUGUAAAUUUGGCGCUGGACCAAAAAGCACUCGGCGAGUGCAGACUUCCAUCCUCUUUAAUAUUGGGUCGAUGGUGCAUCGACCCAAUAAUAAAGAGUCCUUUAAAAAAAAUGUAAUCGAGACGGUGAUCCAGAUUGCUCCCAAAAUCUAAUCAUUUGUUCCUUAUCCAAUUUCCGAUAUUUCCUGAAAGUUAAAUCAAAAUCCGACAAUAAGAGCAGAAUGUUCGAGAGCAGAAUUAAAUAAACAGAGUGAACCCUCUUGUCAGUCAUCCACUCUUUGUGGGUGGAGGCGGGGAGGCUAACAUACAUAGAGCAGUUCAGUCUCGUAACAUGGUAGAAAUGAUCUGACUCACCCCCAUAAUCUAAACACCUGUUCCUUGCCCUGUAUCUGACAUUUUCUGAAAGUUCAUGAAAACUAUGUUGCUAUCUUAACGGACAGGCAGAUAAGCCUCAGUGAAUACAAUAAUAAGAUAAAACGAUUGAGUGAUAAAUGUUUCAGACAUCUCAAUUCAUCUGGAACAGCUCAGAAUCAAUAUCUAUCUAAUAACAUGACACAAAGUUAAAUCAAUCAAUCAAUGUUUAUUUAUAUAGCCCUAAAUCACAAGUGUCUCAAAGGGCUGCACAAGCCACAACGACAUCCUCGGUUCAGAUCCCACAUCAGGGCAAGGAAAAACUCAACCCAUUGGGAUGACAAUGAGAAACCUUGGAGAUCAUUCAAAUUAAAUUCAUCAUACUCACCAGAGAUGCAAAUUAUAUAAAAUUCGAUUUAGCGGGUCAAACAGUUUUGCUCUAAUCAACUAAUCAGAGGAUUGAAAAAUGCAGCCAUUCUCGUACGCCAUUAUUAGCUGGCUCACUGUGACGAGGAUCUGAAAUUUGAUUGGUGAAAGAAGCAGCACCAUUGCUAAUAGUUUAGGCCAGCACUACUGAUUCUGAAGGCCUUGGGUUGAGUAAUUUGACGUGGCCGCACCGUUUUUUUGUCCAAUCAGAUUUCAGCUUCGAACACAUACUGGUAGCAGUGCAGCCAGAAGACAAGCGACAAAAUGAACAUAUUACUGUAAACUGUUAGGAUUCAUGAGUAGGGUUGCAAAGGGGUGGAAAGUUUCCAGUAAAUUUCCGGAAACUUUCCGGAAAUUUACCACGGGAAGUUAAGCUCGGGAAGUCUGGAAAUAUUGACCAUUUUUUGAUUAUUCAAAGUUGGACACCAUCCAUGGGAAUUUAUGGGAAUGAAUGGGGAAUUACAAUAAUUAUAUAUUAUUGGGCACUUGUCUAUAUGCUGCUGCAUCUUUGUGGCAUUUUGCACAGUAUUUGCAAAUGUACCCAGCCUUUAUGCCUACAUUGGUUGGGGUGAAAUGUCUCCACACAUCAUACGUGGCAUUAUUCUGUUUGUAUUUAUUUAUUCUUGUAAAACACUAAUGCAAUGCCACACACACAGAUAUAAAUAGUCAGCUAAACAAUUGGAGUAGUCUUUAAAAAUAUUUGACUGAUGGACAAAUGAAUAGAAAUAGGCCAGAUGAAUAAAUGAACAGUCAAUCAGCAUUCUAAAUCAAACUAUAACCUACAUUCUUGUAUGACAACAGAAUGGCUAGCAGAACAGAAGGCAGAGGAAACUACACCUUUUGAUUUAGUAUUUGCUAGUUGAACUUUACACAUCACAAACAAGGUAAAUUCGGAUCGCCAACAUUGUUAGCAUAAAUGAAUGGGAUUUAACAGAGAGAAAAUUAGCAUCACGGCUAACGAAGAAACAUUUUUGGUUCAUUAUGAGACUGGUGGUACAUAAACCUAGCUAGCUAGAGAUAUUGGCCACAAAAUCAUUUAACAAGUACAGGAACAGCUAGCUAGCUUGAGUGGAAGUCUGUUGGAGUAGUCUACAGUCAUACAGUAACAAGCAAUUACACCUCUAUUCAACUUAAAGGCCUACUGAAAGCCACUACUACCGACCACACAGUCUGAUAGUUUAUAUAUCAAUGAUGAAAUCUUAACAUUGCAACACAUGCCAAUACGGCCGGGUUAACUUAUAAAGUGCAAUUUUCAAAUACUAGUGUGGCCUCAAUAGCCCUGCUGUAGUGUGUAGCAUGCUGGGAAUUAUCUGUGCAUGUGAUGGAGGAAUGCACCGUGCGGGGUUGAAAUUCUACUGAUAUUUGCAAACCUCUAAAGGCUUAGUGGCCACAUGCAUGGACAGCACCUUUUAGCUCUUAUUUCCAAAAUUGGGUACACUACUGAAUUGGGGUCUUAUGGCCGCUUAUGUGGACACUUAUACUGCCAUCUGAUGGUGUCAGAAGAGUAUAACAUACAAUGAAAUUUGGUAAAAAUAAAAUAAAAAUAAGAAUGAGCAUAUUCCCGUUAAUUCCCAUGGAAAGUUUCCAAUUUUGAAUAAUCCCGGAAUUUUGCAACCCUAUUCAUGAGUACAAUUUCAUGGGACAAGUGAUAGUACUUAAGUUGUAAAUGUAGGUCAGUGCGUCUCAUAGCAUUUAUUAGACCGCGGCCUGCCACUUACAUGCAUCAGGUGGAAGUGUGUAAAUGUUUUUUGUGUUGCAAAAUGGAAAAGGGUGACAGUUCGAGUCUCAUCUUUUUGUAACCUAAUGAGACCCAGGGGAAUGUCAUGUCUUCCUGUUGAUAAAAAUGCCUUUUUGUAAAAGCGCAAAACGUUAUUGCACACGGCUUCAUUAAUGUUACUAUCACUGUUGCCAACCGUAGCACUCAAAACAUUGAUUUAAUUAGCCUCGUUUAACAUUGCCCUUACUAUGUCUGUGUGAAAGUCGCUUCCUCUCAGUUCAACUGAAGACAGGGCACAAGAGCCCAGCGUGCAGUUUUUAACAAAGGUUUUAAUGUACAUAGGAUUUUUCAAAGUCUUUUUCCCCCAGAACGUGACUUUUCAGUCUCCGUCCGUAUCCUCUCUCUUCUUCUGCUCCCGGCGGCUUACUGUUAUAGACAACAGAUGAUUAGAUUAACACGUACCACCUGUGAAAUCUAAUCACCUGCCAGCUGUGUCUCGCCGUCAGCACUGCCACGUCCCCGUCUGAUGGUGCUCUGUCCUCAGCACCAUGGACAGAGGUGGUGACUUUUGUUCCUGCAGGCAGCGCUGGCUACAUCUCCCCCCACAGAGUUUGUUGAAUGUUUUACAUAGCUUUAUUUUUAUUAGUUACUAUAUUUACGCACACUUAAUUGACUUUUGUCUCUCCUAUAACAAAACAAAGCACUCAUGCCUUUUAGUGGUGAUCCACUUUAAAGAGUCUUUGAGGUGUGCUAAGGACGCACAUUGUAUAAGACAAUUAUUGUUCGGGUAUACAUGGUCAACUUGUCAACACUCAAACUGUCAGUCCAGUGGUUGAUUGUACUGGAACUGUGAUGAUGGCUAGAAUGUAUUGAACUGCUACCACAGGCCUUUACUGUAUGUGCACUCGUUAUUUAUGUCAGGUCUUAAUGUUUUUUGAUAUUUUUUCCAUGCCGCUCACAAUUCCUCACGCAUUUGGUCCAAUUUAAAAAAAUAUAUUUGUUGCAGACUUUGCAAGAAAGAAAACUGUGCACUUAAAAGUUGAACACAAUGCCUUUCCGUCCAAAAGUGCAAGUAGAAAUCCCACCUUUUUUUUUUGCAUGCUUCUAAAGCAUCACUACAUGUAAAGUAUUUAGCGGUAUGCAUGUAGAAGGUCCAGACCAACAACUUGUGUGUAUUGUAGUCCUGAAUGUCCUUGCCGUGUGUGCAUGUGUACUUAUGUCUGCACGGGCUGCAGAACAUCACUGGCAGGUCCCAGUGACAACCCACUAUGAAUUUCUACUCGUGUGUGUGUGUGUGUUCAUUUGUCACUCACUCAUUCCUAGCAUAGUAAUCUUGUUUAAUUUAACAAGAGUGAGGAAUUGUAAAAUGAGAAAAAUGCAAAUGUGUUUUUUUGACCGACAUUUUUUGCAUUACAUGUUUCUACAAAUUGAUUUUAAACCCAAUUGUGUGUGUGGAGAAAUGAUGAUUGAAAAUACGGUCACAUGGUCUAACACUGAGCAACCCCCAAAACAUAAUGCAAUCCAAUGCAAAUGCAAAUACAGGAUAUGUGAAAUGAACAAUUCAUGUUUAGGUGCUAUGUUUUUGAUUGUGUUUCUGUCUAAUCGUUUAAACAUAUUUCCCUCUAUUGGAGCGACUGUAAUUGUGAGUGUGACUAAUUGUGCUCUCGGGCCUUUCAAUGGGCUUUAAACUGAAUGGAUAUUGAGGGUUGUGGAAAUACACUAAGUCCUGUUUAGAUCAAAAUAUUGUUGAUGUUUUAUUACAUAUCAUCCUUCUGAAAUGACCCAGAGUAAUAUAGAUGCAGUGAUUUACAUGUUGUCUUUGUUUUUAUAUACAUGACAGAACCUUAGUCGUUACUAUGAAUGUGCAGUGCCCCAAUGUAUUGUUUUUUCACAUCCUAGCUGCAUGAGAUUGUGUAAAGGUUAAGUGUUUACCAUGCAAAGCAGUUACAAAGAUUCAUAAACGAAUGCCUUAAUUUUCCCCCUCAUCUUCUCAUUAACAUGUUUUAUUUAUAACUACUGUAUAAUGUAUUGUUUUUUUCCUUGUUCAAGUUUGCACCCGGACUGACUGACCAUACGAGUGUUUUGUGAGGAUGUACAAAUACAUUUGGUAAACAUUCACCUGGCUUUGUGUGUGCUUGUGUGCACGGUGCAAUACUUCUGGCCCCUUCAUGAAAUAUCUAACCUAAUAAGGCUCAGUGUAAUCAUCACAUAGCCUUAUUUACUUUGCACAUUAUAUCUGUCUAUACAUUUACAAUAGUGCUAAAGAGAAGUGCAUACACAAAAUACAUCCGUACAUGACAAGGAUAGUAAGAAUUUAAAUAGUCUUGAUUGCUAAAACAAAGCAGGUGUGGGGAAUAGCGCUCAGGGAAGAAAUUAAUCUGCUACUGGAAAACACCAACAAAACAGGAAAAGCCACCAAAAGACAAGAACUAAAACACUAUACACAAGAAAACACCAAAAAACUCUAAGUUGUGGCGUGAUGUGACAGGUGGUGACAGUACACCUACUUUGAGACAAGAGCUAUAGUGAUGCAUGCUUGGUUAUGGUUUGAAUACAUAUCCAACACUUGCGAGAACAACUUUUUACUGUCAAUAUCUGCUGAGUUUCAUUUUUUAAAUGUUUUCUGGUGGUGGUGUGCCUCCGCAUUUUUUCAAUGAAGCUCUCUGCGUACUGUACGUGGGCUAAUUGGAAGGUCACAUGAAGUUUGGAGCUCUGUAACAACUGACUGUGCAGAAAGUCUUUGCACUAUGCGCUUCAGCAUUCACUGACCCAUCUCUAUCAGUUUAUGUGGCCUACCACUUGGUGGCUGAGUUGCUGUUGUCCCCAAACUCUUCCAUGUUCUUAUAAUAAAGCCCACAGUUGACUUUGGAAUAUUUAGGAGUGAGGAAAUUUCAUGACUGGAUUUGUUGCACAGGUGGCAUCCUAUGAAAUCACUGAGAGCGGCCCAUUCUUUCACAAAUGUUUGUAGAAACAGUCUCCAUGCCUAAGUGCUUGAUUUUAUACACCUGUGGCCGGGCCAAGUGAUUAGGACACCUGAUUCUGAUUAUUUGGAUGGGUGGCCAAAUACUUUAGGCAAUAUAGUGUAUGUCACUGCCCAAUUUACUGAGCUUCCACUCCCUACUCAACAGAAGUUUUUCCAUAAAAUUUGUAUUUUAAAAUGUUUCUAAACUACUGGUUUGGAAAAGUAUCCACUCACCAUGUCAAAUAAUUCGACAGCCACAACUUUUAUGC
Messenger RNA from Entelurus aequoreus (snake pipefish), 12463 nucleotides. It is a transcript of the gene pik3ca, whose product is annotated as phosphatidylinositol-4,5-bisphosphate 3-kinase, catalytic subunit alpha. NCBI's taxonomy places the organism in Eukaryota, Metazoa, Chordata, Actinopteri, Syngnathiformes, Syngnathidae. The record is from RefSeq and is a predicted model, not a curated record. The coding region runs from base 538 to 3744 and encodes 1068 amino acids. Gene Ontology annotation, cellular component: phosphatidylinositol 3-kinase complex, class IB; plasma membrane; phosphatidylinositol 3-kinase complex, class IA. The transcript has 26 exons. Gene Ontology annotation, molecular function: 1-phosphatidylinositol-3-kinase activity; 1-phosphatidylinositol-4-phosphate 3-kinase activity. Gene Ontology annotation, biological process: phosphatidylinositol-3-phosphate biosynthetic process; phosphatidylinositol-mediated signaling; cell migration.